AUGGGCGCCGGGGGUAUCGUCCUCCGCUUCUUCAACCUGGCCAUUCGGGUCCUGCAGUUCCUCGCAUCUGCAGUCAUCCUAGGAAUCUAUUCCUACUUCCUGGCCAAGCUCGCGCAUCAUGACCUGCAUAUUCCGACAUGGAUGAAGGCCGUUGAGGGUCUUUCGGGCGCAGCGACCCUCUAUUCCCUCAUUGGAUCCCUCCUCACCUGCUGCUUGGGCGGCUUCACCUUCUUCGCUGCGAUUGCCAUAAUCCUCGACGUCUGCUUCGUCGGUGCCAUGAUCGCCAUCGCCAUCUUGACCCGCGAUGGAACAAACCACUGCUCCGGUGUGAUCGAUACCCGACCGGUUGGAACAGGGCGUGACGGGACCGAUUCCCCAGCUGGCAUUGACUACGGCUAUGCCUGCAUGCUGGAGAAAGUUGUUUUCGCGGUUUCCAUCAUUGGAAUCUUCUUCUUCCUCAUCUCCAUCCUCUUCCAGUUCCUCCUCGGACGUCACCACAGACGCGAGAAGCGCUUCGGCCCCUCCCCCACCAACGGAUACACCUACGGCACUCAAAAGCGUGGUUUCUGGCGCCGCAACAAGGCUGCCCCAGAGCCAGUUACCGGCGACAACAUGCUUCCCGCUCACCCUACCCCUCACGACAUGGAGACUGGUCCUACCGCAGCUGGUGCUGGUGUCGCUCCCGCCGAGAAGCAGGGGUGGUUCAACCGUUUCGGUCGCAGGAAUGAGCCCGUAGACGGGGCUGUUGCGGCCCCGGCUCCAGGGUACGGCGGGACCUCUGCGUACACCGGCAACUACUAA
Aspergillus mulundensis is the source of this 801-nucleotide messenger RNA. RefSeq lists its product as uncharacterized. The transcript is spliced from 2 exons. NCBI's taxonomy places the organism in Eukaryota, Fungi, Ascomycota, Eurotiomycetes, Eurotiales, Aspergillaceae. The coding region runs from base 1 to 801 and encodes 266 amino acids. The record is from RefSeq and is a predicted model, not a curated record.